UUGUAGCCGACUGCGAAACAAAACCCCUCUCACAAAUCCCCCAAACCUGUCUAUACCUACAGUUUAAACAACAAAAAAAUUCAUAAAAAACCAGAAAUCCAAUUCAGAAAUUAAUCAUUAGACUACAGUACAAAAAAAAAGAAAAAAAUCUUGUGAUACCAAAAAUUUUUCGGCUAAAAUAAUGUUCCUACGUUCAUCACCAUAUCGCAGUUUGCUAUCGACGAAGUUUUAUAAGAAAAUCAACUUAUUAAGUUAAUUUAAAACGUUUUCGUUUAAAUACAACCAAAAACCAAACGGGCACAUUGACAUUUUUCGUUUAAACAACCGUUAUCAUCAAGGAGUUAAAUAUAUUGACAACCUGCAUCGGGCAACUUGAAACAUCUAUAAAGCGGACUCAAUAGUUUAACUUCUCGUUUUACUACACCUACCUCUCGAUUAUUUGUUUUCUACAUAGGGCAACAAUCCAUCCAAAUAAUAAGUUUUGUGUUUCGCAAUAAACUGGGCAUAUAUUUUAUACAAAACGGGCUAAGUUACAACACGCAUAUAUUCUAUAAAUAUACAACAGAUCAAGUGAACUUUUUUUGGUUACCGGUUAAAUAUAAUUGACUGUUAAUUAAUUUUCGACUGAUUUAAAAACGAAUUUUUAAUUUCAAGAAGACAAAAAGAAACCGUUCGACUUAAUAAACAAAAUCUGUGAUCUAUAUAGACAUAAAAGUAUUAUUUAAACACAUUUUAGGUGUAUCUAAAAAAAAAAACAAAUUUAACAAAUUUAUUUUGAACGAAGAAAAAGAAGAAUCUAAAUCAUAUUUUUCCAAAAUCUCGACUAGAGUGCCUUAUUCGUCGGCCUUAUACCAAAAAAAAAAGUAUUUCCUAUUAGAAAAUUUGUAUAUUAAUAAAAAAUAAAAAAAAAAAACAAAAAAAAACAAGAAGAAGAAGAAACUAAAAUAUACGUUGUGGCUUAUAUAUUUGGAAAAAGUACAAAAUUGUUGAAAAUUCAUACUUUUUAAAAAAUAAAAUAAAAAUUUCCUAAUUGUGACUGUUAAAACUACCUGCCUGCGACUUUAAAUAUACCGGAUCGCGACGUGUUAACACAAUUGUGACUUCUAUCUACAAGAAUCAAGGAUCUAUCUACAAUUAUAGUAACCUACGAAGGGUCAACCAUAACAUCUGCUAGUAAAAAAAAACGAAAGAGCGAGAAAGACAGAAGAUAUUCACCCUUCUAGCUACACACAUAUCUCGGUCGGUCCUGUAUCAAGUAACCGCUGAGAGCAAUCAUUACAAAAAGUAAAACAGUACAAAUAUCAACGACGAUUAGUCAGCCGUUUUAAAACGGCAUUUUUUACCAACAGUUCCACAUAAUCCAUCAACAUUUUCACAACGGAGGAACAGAAUAUACUUAGUAAUCUAAAAGUCGAACAUGAAAACCUUGUAGCGAAGUGGCUACAAAAUUCCUUCAAGAUACAAGAAAACACAGCCCUAGAUCUAAGGGCGACGCCUCUAACACCGCUGCAAAUACCAAUGGCGGAGGUUAAUAAUAGACCAGUCUUUAAGAUGAACAACGACUUUUGGAAUCAAGCGAGAGGCCCACCUCAAAACCUACCGCAAAAUCUAUCUAAUUCCAAUCAAAAUUCACCCGUACCAGGGUCUACAAAUUCAAUACCGGCUCAUUCGCCGAGCCAGCAAAGCAACAGCAGCCAAAUACACGUGAUCACGCCUGGCGCUUUGGCUUUACAACAAGCUAACCAACAGAACAACCAGCAAGCUCAGCAACAAGCAAAUGCGCAGCAACAACAAGCUAAUGCGCAGCAGCAACAACAACAACACAACGUACAACAACAGCAAGCGCAACAACAAGCACAGCAGCAGCAACAACAACAACAAGCGCAACAGCAAGCGCAGCAACAAAACGCGCAACAAAUGAAUCAGCAACAGCAGCAAAUGAAUCCUCAACAGCAACCACCGCAAACGAACGGUCCAAAUCAGCAACAGCAGCAACAGAAUCAACAGUCGCAGCAUUCGCCGCAUCUGGGUAGUCCGAAUUCGCACGCGCAAGCCGCACACGCGCACGCUCUAGCGCAGGUGGCUCAGCAACAGCAGCAAAUGGUCAACAUGCAUCAGCAGCUGAGCAGUGGUCAGGCUUCGCCUGACAAGCUGAUGACGGAGAAAAUAGUGAAUGAACUACAAAUCUUCAUGCACAAGUCUGCUAUGCAGAUGCAUGCCAGAGACCUAGCGGGUAGAAACGAGGUGAAGCCUCAUCAGUGCCAGCAAUGCCUCAAAUCGUUUAGCAGUAAUCACCAGCUAGUGCAGCAUAUCAGAGUUCACACCGGCGAGAAACCAUACAAAUGUUCCUAUUGUGACAGGCGAUUUAAACAGCUGAGUCACGUCCAGCAACACACAAGACUUCAUACGGGAGAGCGUCCUUACAAAUGUCAUCUCCCAGACUGCGGUAGAGCCUUCAUCCAAUUGUCCAAUCUUCAACAGCACCUGAGGAACCACGACGCUCAAGUGGAGAGGGCGAAAAACCGUCCGUUCCAUUGCAACAUCUGCGGGAAAGGGUUCGCGACUGAGUCUAGUCUAAGGACGCAUACAUCCAAAGUAAGCCAUUGUAUUGGUCGUUUGCAGCAACAUGCAGCUCUGAUUGGUGGACCGAACGCUACGUCGUGUCCGCUCUGCCACAAGAUGUUCCUCGGCGGCGAAGCUUUGAUGGAGCACAUGAAGCACACGCAUAAGGAUCCCAACGCUUCGGGGGUAGCAACGAAAAGGAGAACCGCCAAUCAUCCUUGUCCCGUGUGCGGCAAACACUACGUCAACGAAGGCUCGUUGAGAAAGCAUUUAGCUUGUCACCCUGAAACGUCGCAAUUGUCGAGUUCCUUACGAAUGUGGCCAUGUUCUGUAUGUCAAGCCGUUUUUACUCAUGAAUCAGGACUGCUAUCUCAUAUGGAACACAUGAGGAUGGAUCCGAAGCAUCAGUUCGCUGCUCAAUACGUCUUAUCAAGAGCAGCAGCCGAAAGGAGAGAGAGAGAAAGCAUAUUGGCUGCUGUGACGUCUGCCUCCGGUAGUGGUUUAUUAGCUUUGACCGGAAUGGGUCCUGCUAGCGGCAGUCCUAUGUGCGCUUCUCCUAGUGCUCAUAGCGAUAGUUCCUCUGGCAAUGGACGAUUAUCUUCUGCAGGCUCAGAAGGUGGACUGAACAAUAAUAACAACAACUGCAGCACUAAAUUAGGUGAUAUCUUAAGAAGUAACAACGGACUGCAUCAACAGUACAACGUCGAAGACCAACUCCACACGGCGAACAGAAUGGCCGUCCUAGCGAACAUGGUCAACCAAGGUCAAGUACCGCCCGGAUUAGGCUCGGAUUCAUCAGCUGCCGCCAAUAUUACUGCCGCUAACCUCGCCAAUUUAGCAAUGAGACUCGGCGUGACGCAAGCGAACCAAGUGAACAACUCCAGCAAUCCAUCGACGCCUCCUAUUACAAACGAUACGCUGUCGUUGUCGAUGAACGCGAUGAACGCUAUGCGAGCGUCGAUGGACAGCAUUCGAAACAUGGACGUGAUGCGAUCGUCCGUCAUGGAUAUGUCGUCGUCGCAGCAAUCGCAACAGCAACAACAGGAGGCGCUGCGGAUGCAGCACGCCGAAGCGCUGAUACGAUCGCAAGCGGAAACGGCGCUUCGAUUGGCUAUGAGCCAGGCGUUGCCGCAACUCAGCCAGCACCAGCAGGAGAGCAGUCACAGUCCGUUGCGUCAUAACGGAAAUUACCAGGGUCACCAAGGUCAACCCUCGCAGCAAUUAAGUCCGGAUCUAACCGAGGCCUUAAGGCUACAAGAACAAAGGUUAGAGCAAGCCUUAAGGUUGCACGGUAGCGAUCCCAGGACGUUGGGGUUUCCGCUAACCAGCCAACAACAAAAUCAACAACCAUGAAAUUUUAGCUACUACUGAACGCAUAAUACGUAAGAACCAUCAUCCCCAUAAUAUUAGAAAAAAAAAACAAUUCAGAUUUCGUUUCGAUAGAGAAAAAGAAAAAACUUGUAAUAAAAAUAAAACUACACUGAAAAAAAAGAGGCGGAUGGUUGUUUUAAAAAUUUGAGUUAGUUGUAGAGCUAUUUGUUUGUUUUUAAUGGUAAUUUUUAUCAAACGAAGGUGCUUCAUAAUAAACCAUCUGUCUUUUUUUUUUUUCUAUAAAAAAAUAGUACAAAGUUGUUGUGUUUUUUUAGUUUUAAUUUUAGUUUGAACAGGGAAAACAGUAAUUAUAGCGAAAUAUAUAUAUUUUUAAAAAUAAGAUUUUAAAAUAAAUUGAUUUUUGACUGUGGUCAUCACUCUGAAGAAAUUUAAAUAUGACAAAUAUAAAGUUAAAUCAACAAAUAUUAAAUAUCUAACAAAAUUUAAUAUACAUUAAUAUAUUAUUUCUGAUGAAACUUUUAUCAUCCGAAAAUUUUAAUAUUUCUAUUAUUUAGAUCUUUUACUGCAAAAAAACUAUGGAGAAUAUGUUUUUUAAAUUAAAAAAAAAAAUCAAAUAUAUUAAUUAAUCUUGCGUGGAUUUUUAUUAAUUGACUAAUGCGAGAAUAGAAGAUUAACUAAUUAUUAUUGAAAGCAGUCAGCAAACGGAUCCUUGUGGAACACCCCGAAAUUUAAUUAAUUAAAAUUGGGUUAAAGAUAUAGUUUAAUCUGGUAUUGGAUGCAUACUAAAUGGUUCAAUGGAAAAUAUGUUUUAUAUAUAAUAUAGGAAUUAAGACCUCAAUGUUAUACAAAGUUGCCCACAAAAUUCUCCAAAAACUAUAAAUAAAAUUGAGGUACCUUAAACACUAUUAUUUUUUGAUAAAUGUACAAUGUGUAGCGAAAAGUUUUCAACAAGGAAAUAGGAAUAGUUAAGUACUCUAAAUGAUACAAAAAUGUUUUUUUUAUUUAGGUGGCUGUGAUUUCAUAUUCGUAUAUGAAAGAAAAUUUGUAAUAUUCAUGUUGUUUGUGUUCGGUUUUAGGUCACACAUCAACAUUUUUUGAGAAUAAAAUUUUUUGAUUUAAAAUUUUCUGUUGUGCAAACUUUCUGCAAUACACUGUACAUUCAAAUGAAUAUUUUAAUUUUAUUGAGUACUGCAUUUUUAAUGCCAGAUCAAAUUAUGUAAAAUUUAAAAAAAAACGCAAAAUUAGGUACUGUCGAAUUGUUUAUACUGUGCGGGUAAAAACUAAAUAAUACAGGAUUAUUAUUUACACGCAUCACCCUAUAAAUCCGAAUAUUAAAUAAAAAAUGCGGAAUUUCAAAACAAAAUUGGAGUUUUCCAAAAAAAAUUCCGUCAUUUAUUACUUUUGACUCGCACUGUAUUUUAAAACAAAAACUCUUUACAUAUAAAACAAAUAAUAAUUUGUUGACAUUUACAUUAAAAUAAAUAG
This is a messenger RNA of Psylliodes chrysocephalus, 5379 nucleotides long. The record is from the annotation of a GenBank genome assembly. Lineage: Eukaryota; Metazoa; Arthropoda; Insecta; Coleoptera; Chrysomelidae.